Messenger RNA from Frieseomelitta varia, 1273 nucleotides. It is a transcript of the gene isoQC, whose product is annotated as glutaminyl-peptide cyclotransferase. The transcript is spliced from 6 exons. The coding region runs from base 95 to 1144 and encodes 349 amino acids. Gene Ontology annotation, molecular function: zinc ion binding; glutaminyl-peptide cyclotransferase activity. The record is from RefSeq and is a predicted model, not a curated record. NCBI's taxonomy places the organism in Eukaryota, Metazoa, Arthropoda, Insecta, Hymenoptera, Apidae.
CUCGGUCACGUGAUCUCCAUUUCAAAAUGGCGAUGCAGAUUUAACUGUUCCAAUAGUUGCCUCGCGGCAUUCGGUUCUGUACACGUUUGUUACAAUGAUCAACUUUAUGUUGCAUAUUUUUUUAAUUUCUGUGGGUGUUUUGAUCACCGACUCAAAUAUUAUAUCACAAACAGGCUUACGGAAUAAAAAGUACGAUCGCACGCCGAGUAGCCUAUCAAGAAAUCAAAUAAUCAAAUUGUCAGAUCUGUCAAAUGUUAAUCAUAUGAAUGAAGUUUUAGAUAACAUAUGUGUUGUGAGAAUUGUUGGAACACCUGAACAUACGAAAGUAAAAGAUUAUAUCAAGAAGUCAAUGAAAGAUCUCGGUUGGACUGUUGAAUCUGAUAGCUUUGAAGAUCACACCCCAAUUUUUGGAGCUUUACAAUUUGAAAAUAUAAUUGCAAAAUUAAAUCCUAAUGCAAAAAGGUAUUUGGCAUUAGCAUGUCAUUACGACUCAAAAUAUACUAGAGAAAGAAACUUUGAAGGUGCUAUAGACAGUGCUGUACCAUGUGCUCAAAUGAUUAACUUAGCUAAAGUUAUGAAAGAUCAUUUCAAAUCUAUAAAACAUAAUGAUGUUAGUUUAAUGCUUAUAUUCUUUGAUGGAGAAGAGGCUUUUAAAGAAUGGAGUCCAAAAGAUUCUAUUUAUGGCGCAAGGCAUUUAGCAGAAGUUUGGCACAAUAAUUAUACUAAUUAUGCCCAGGGAGAAACUAUUUCUGAAUUAAAUAAAAUUGAUUUACUAGUUUUGUUAGAUUUGAUAGGAGCACCAGAUCCAACAUUUUACAACUAUUUUAGCAACACAGAAAAUUGGUAUUCUUUAUUAAUGAGCUCUGAAAGUAAAUUAGCUUCUUUAAAAAAGUUUGAAUCAUAUUCUUAUGGACAACCUACACAAACAUACUUUCAACCAUAUUCCGUGGAAGCUUACAUUGAGGAUGAUCAUAUUCCCUUUUUACGUCGAGAUAUUCCUAUUCUUCAUCUAAUACCAUAUCCUUUUCCAAAGGUUUGGCACAAGCCAAGUGAUAAUCGGAAUAAUAUUGACUUAAAAACAACUGAAAAUAUCAAUAAAAUUUUAAGAAUUUUUGUAGCUUCAUAUUUACAUAUUAAUAUCUAACUACCAAUUGAAAAAUAUUCAUAUUGUUCAAAGAAAUUUUAUUUUUAUUAUGACAAUAUUAAAUAAUAAAUAAUAUAUAUACAUAUAUAUAUAUAUAUAUAUAUAUAAAAUGUUAGAUAACAUUACAAA